Molecule: messenger RNA, 2100 nt
Organism: Cotesia congregata
Lineage: Eukaryota; Metazoa; Arthropoda; Insecta; Hymenoptera; Braconidae
Source: the annotation of a GenBank genome assembly
AUGGUUAUGAACGAACUUAAUUAUCUGAUUAUUUAUUAUGAUUAUGUGGAUCUACACGAAGCGAACAAGAAACUCCAAGCUGGCGGAGCCAAACCUGGCGCCGAUACUAGCCAGGAAAGAAAACAAUUAGAAGAACAUAGACGUCAGUUGGAAGAGCAGAGGAAGCAGAUUGAGGAACGCGCGAGAACAUCUGACGGUAGAAUGAGAGCUGCUGAAGAAAAAGAAAGGGCACUACAAACUUUAGACCAGGACUUGAAAAAGAGAAAAGCAAAAAUGGAUCAAUUGGAGCAACAACUUCAAAAGAGUGGUGGAUCGCCAGACAAAAGACUGGCAGAAAUGCAAAAAGCACUGGACACUGCAGAAAAAGAACUGGAAAGAGCGAAAGAAGAAGCUGGAAGAAGUUCGGCGGAAACAGAGAGAUUGCUUCAGCUCAUGCAAAUGACGCAAGAAGAACAAAAUUCGAAAGAAAAACAGAUACGCGAACUUCAAGACGCUCUUAAAGCCGCACAAGCUAAAUUAAAACAAGCCACAACUGCACAGCAUCAAGAGAAGAUAAAAGAAAACUAUUACAAUCCUGAUGAAAUAAAUAAUGGCAUUACCAAUGGUGACAUCGAAAUGUGGCGAGGAGAAUUGAAAUUAAAAGACAGGAGAAUUUAUGAAUUGGAAAUGGAGAUACAAUCUAUUGAAGACUUUCUAAAUAGCCAUUCAGAGACGAAUGGUAUCGUUGAAUUGCAAAAAAUAAUAAAGAAGAAGCUAUCGAAAAUCCAUAAACUAGAGACUACUGUGGCGGAGUUUGAAGAUUUUCUUAAACAAAAUCCUGACGUUAAAGAAUUGCAUGAUCUUAAAUGUCAAGUUGAUUUGAAAGAACGCAGAAUACGUGAUUUGGAAAGCUGGAUUGAGAGGAAUGGCGACGUGGGAAUUGAGAAAACACGUAUUAUUGAAUUGGAACAAAUGGUGACACAUCUUGAAAAAUAUGUCAAGAGCCACAACGUUGACGCGCUUAAACAAAAACUACAAGACCGCGAAGAAAGAAUAGAACAGUUAUUGAAAAAAAUUGAAACGUUAGAUAAAGAAUUGAUGAGAAGAGAGCCGAUUAAAAAUACAAAUAAUUUAUGUGACGACGAAUUACUCAAUAAUUUUGAUGAUGAUGAAAAAAUGCAGAUUAUUAAGAAGGUUAUAUAUGAUAAAGAGGUUAAAAUGAAAGAAAUGGAACAUGCGAUAUCGGAAAAAGACAAUAGUAUCCAAGGUUAUGAACAACAAGUAAUUGAGCUGCAAGACAAAAUAUUUAAAAUGGUCGAUGAGAUGAAAAGUAUGAAAAUAGAAUUGAGUGAGUACGAAGCUGAGGAUAUUGGAGUGCUGAAAGAAGAGAUAAGAGUGAGAGAUGAAAAAGUUCAACAGUUGGAGGAAGAAAUAGACUCACUUGAGCGGGUAUUUGGUGAUAGAAUGGAUUUAGAAGAAAUAGAAGAGCUAUUGAAUGUUAUUAAGAGAAAAGAAGAGCAUCAAAAACAAUUGGAGCUUAAUCUUACUAAAGAAAAAAAUGAAAAUAAAGAGCUGAGAGCUGCACUUAGAGACAGUGUCGCGAUUGCUAAUGAAGCUGAAAGAAAAUUCAAGCAAACAGAAAAGAGUAAAGAGGAUUCUAUUGACAGGGUAAAAAAGUUAGAACAGAAAGGAACAACUUUACAAUCAACGAACGCGUUAAAAUGUCACUCAUGCCGGUCUCUAAUUAAAAAAUUCUUAAAAUGCGAAAAGAAUUUGAAGCGCCUGAAAGAUGAAAGAAGAAUCCAACUAAAAGAUCUUCAUCACUUAAGGUGCGAAAGUUUGAAAGCAGCAUUAUCAGAAAAAGAUGCUCAUCUGGCAUUAUUAGAGCUUUCAGCAGCAAAAACAGUAACUCAAUUCGAUCAAAUGGAACUAUUAAAAGCCGAUAAAGCAAGAUUACUUGAUGAAUUAAAAAAAGAGGAUAGAAAGUGCAUAGAAUUAUCUGAAGAGGAAUCAAGUGACUCUACGACUGAAUCAACAAUUGUUUCUAAAAUUCUUGAACCCACGUUCGUCGAAGAUGAAGACUAUCUGGAUAAUUCACAAAGAGCUGAAAGAAGAGUUUGA